GCUGAAGAACAAAAAAGCCAAAGUAGGGCAUACAAAUACUAUUACUGCUUAUAAGAACUGCUCUCUUUCCUUACCUCCUUGUACCUUCUUGCACGACACCACAUUCAUUCAGCUGGUAGCAAACAGCAAAGGAUGAAAUUGAAUGUAUUUUACAUUCUGUCAUUCUCAGCACACAUCUUCAUUCUUCUGUUAUAAUAUUUGAAUUUGGUUUUUCACCUUGCCUCUUUCUUAAUUGUGUAGGUAAGAGAGCUAUUUUAAAGAUUAAUAGGCAUCUAUACCUACACACAUCACAUUAGCACUCCUGUCCCUCCUAUACCCCUAGUGCCCUGCCAGGUUCCCUUCGACACUCCCAGCCUAAUUUCCAAGAUCCUUUCUCUCUAUAGACCAAGUUACUUGGAAGGUCAAGGUAACUACAGACAAGUCACUCUUCUGGAUAGCCAUUGUCUCUGCUUUCUCAUCUUCCUGCCUGGACGAGUGACCACCACCUAUUGAAAAUGUCAGCACUUGGCUCUCUACCUUUUUCUCUAGCUCUAUGCCUGUUCCUCAUGUGAUAGGACAAGUUCAUGGGAAUGAGUUUCUGGCAGAGGCAGACAAAGCAGAGACUAACAAGGCACUUGUGCUCAACAUUAAGGAGGCAUAUGGUCUAGGAGUCGUCUAAGUGCAGGAUCAGCCCUGGCAAGAUUGUGAGAGUGAGACCCUCCUUAAAGUUUACAGCUCAGGCUCUGCAUUUGCCUCAGCCUGGUCCUAGCCCUGUGCAGCCUCCUGGUGUUCAUUCUUAGAGUCCUGUCAUCUUUUCUUUCACCCAACUCAGCCACUGUAUUUUAUAACACAAGUUCCUGUAUUGACAGCACUGAUUACCACCUGAUACAAUAUAUAUUUAGUUAUUCAUUUAUUUUCAAUCUGUCUGGCCAGACCAUAGCACUUUCAUGGCAGAGGUAUAGGUGUGCUCACUGCUGUGUUCAGAGUGUGUAGAACAGUGCCUGGCAGGUGGUUUGGUUGAAAGAAUGAAUGAAGAAAUCACUGAACUUAAAUUGUGACUUCAAGCCCCUGGUUAUCUGGCUGUUGCCUCCUAUGAUUUUUAUUCCUUUUAGGGUGCUCCCAUUGUAACAAACUCCUGGCUUAUGACACAGGAAAAUGAGUUUACUGGGGAUCUUCUCAGGAAAGUCUCUUCACUCUUUAAAGAGACCUUGGGUAGUAAAAUCACUCAUGUAAUUUUGUUUCUUUUAUAUUUGCUUGCUUUUGUGGAUAGUUGUUGAAUUAGGUGUCAUCUAGAAAGAGAAUCCUUGGCAGAUUCUAUUUGGCUUUAUUGCUCCACCCUAUCUUUUCUCCUAUUUUUAAACAUGGGUUUAGAUGGCAAGGAAAUGUUAUGCUUUACAAAAGUAAAUAUUUGGCACUGUCUGUAUACUAAAUAUGGGAUUUAUAUUUUUUUAUGAAUUCUUUCCUAUAAUAUUAGCAACAUGUUUAUGAGUUAGGUGCUCUUUAAUAAAUAGGAAAUGUAGAAGCUUAGGGAAGUAAACUAAUUUUUCCAAAGGCAAAUAUUUAGGAAGUGAUAGCAGCACAAUAGAAAACCUACUCUUUCUGACACUAAUGCUGAAAGAUCUGUAUUAUUCUUCUAGUAGAUUUUAUUUAUUUAUUUAUUUGGACAGAGUCUCACUCUCUUGCCCUGGAUACUGUCACUGUUACAUUGCCAUAGAGAAAUUCUCUGACCUGUCUUGCCUGAUUGUAGGUCAUAAGACCCUCAGCUCUGAAGAGGUCCUGCCUACAUCAGGUAGGAAGGAAUGUUACACAGAAAGAAAAAGAAGAAUCUGUGCAGACCUUGUUGAGUUUCCCCAAUCAGUCUUUUACCAUUAAAUUAUUCCCAUUUUGCCCAACCAUAUUUAUACACAGUGUAUACUCUGAUAAUCUUAAGCAAAACAAUGUAUAAUCUCACCUCUACUUUGGUUCUUCAUCCUUAAAGAUCUCAUGUGGGCAUGUUAAAUAAAUUGUUAUGUCUUUUCUCCAGUUAAUCUACAUUUUGAGAGUAGAUUUUCUUAGCAAAACUUUCAAGGUCCAAAGAGAACUUUCUGCAUGUGUGAUAUGGGUAGAUGAUAUGAAAGUCAAAAUUAUGUGUAUUUAUAGAGGGGGUGGGCUCAUAUUUAAAAGUAGCCAUAAGAAGGAAGGAAGAAAAAUCUCCACUCAUGAGAAUGAAAAUAUCCAUCACUUGAGAGAGUGAUAAGUGUAGCAUUAAUUUCAGAGGGAAGAGACAGAUCUGUUACAGCAAAUUGGUAAAGGACCAGUUUUCGGAAGAGGUUGAGGUUAAGCAGUAUUUGGUUGAUAAGUGACCAUGAAUUUUAAGGGAUUUAGGAGGUGGGAAAGGGUAGAAUAUAAAUUCAGGCUAACCAGAGGGUGAAGUUCAAAUUGAUAAUUAAUUUGUCAUGAUUUCUAAGGGCACAGAUAUUGCAUUUCAGGAAUUUGGAGUGAUAGAAUAUAUGCUCAGCAAAAGUCAUGUCCAGACCUUGGUGGGGGAAGACAAGGGUAGGGUUGAAAUCAAAGGUCGCUUGUGAUGAACAUUGUGCCUGGGAGCAAGAGUAUAAGAGGAUUAGUCUUAAAGACUUUAAAGUAAAGAAGACUGGGGCUGCAGUGAGAGUUGAAGAGAGGCAGUGUGAAAGACUGACCAGGACUACACAGGUACUGCAUUAUGGAAGAUUUGGAAAGAGAUUUAUUGAUAUAUAAAGGAUUUUAUUUUCAGCGUAAAGCAUCUAUUACUGGCUUUUUAGAGAAUAUAGAUGAUUUUGAAAUUCGAGAUGACGAUGUCUUCAUAGUCACAUACCCCAAAUCUGGAACUGCCUGGUGUCAGCAGAUAUUAAGCUUGAUUUAUUUUGAGGAACAUCGCAAAAGAACGGAAAAUCUGGAGACAUUUAAUCGUAUCCCCUUUUUUGAAAACUGCUUUGAAGAUAUAGAUUUUGGCAGUAGACCAUCUCCUCGUCUCUUUGCUACCCACCUCCCAUACUACUUGGUUCCAAGAGGGCUGAAGAACAAAAAAGCCAAAAUUAUAUAUAUAUACAGAAACCCUAAGGAUGUUAUGUGCUCAUAUUUUCAUUUUUUAAACACAUAUCCCAUAUUUAAAGCUGCGGACACCAUUGACGCAUUUAUGAAACAAUUUUUGGAAGGGAAAGUGUUAGGAAACCUUUGGUUUGACCAUAUCAAAGGUUGGUAUGAGCACAGAAACAACUUCAAUAUUCAGUUCAUGAUGUACGAGGAAAUGAAGAAGGAUCUCAGAAGUUCUGUGUUAAAACUCUCCAAAUUUCUGGGUGAAGACCUGAGUGAGGAGACCUUGAAUGCUGUGGUGAGACAGGCCACAUUUGAGAGCAUGAAGGAUGACCCACUAGCAAAUUAUGAAAAUGCACUCUACUUGUAUUUUGGGUCAAAACUAAGAGAAGGUCAUUUCCUUCGCAAAGGUACCAUUGGAGACUGGAAAAGUCACAUGACCGUCGAGCAGAAUGAAAGAUUUGACAAGAUUUUCCGAAAGCAGAUGAAAGACUUUCCAUUGCAGUUCAUCUGGGAUGUAAAUGAAACACAGAAUUAAGCUCAGCACACAGAAACCUCAGAAAACACCUUCAGCAGGAAAUACAUUAAGUCUUACAUUUCAAUCUUUGACUCUCUGAACUAUGUUGAAAAAUCUCACUAAUUAAUGAAUAUUAAUAGCUUUAUAUUUCUGCCAUUAGGAGAGGUUCUUAUGUCCAGGGAUUCAUCCACUUCUGAUCCACUGAAGAUUCUUCAUAUCGUUUUGGCAUAUAAUCAUGGAGAACUGUACUCUUUACUUUUACGUUUACUUACAAACUGAUUAUGAUGUUCCAGACAUAUUCAGAAUUUUAAUUUUUGUGUGAUAAUAUGAGUUAAACUGUCAUUUCAUGGAUUGUAUGGUUUAUGUUUUACUUUGGAGGACUGUUAUCUUAAACAUAUUCAGGUAUUCAAGGGUAAUAUCUUUUAUUUGGCUAUUUUUCUCAUGCUUUAAGAAAACUAUUCAAUAUUUUCUUCUUAUAGAUAACAAGUUGAUACAUGAA
Messenger RNA from Microcebus murinus (gray mouse lemur), 4043 nucleotides. RefSeq names its product amine sulfotransferase-like. Gene Ontology annotation, molecular function: sulfotransferase activity. The record is from RefSeq and is a predicted model, not a curated record. Lineage: Eukaryota; Metazoa; Chordata; Mammalia; Primates; Cheirogaleidae.